Dothidotthia symphoricarpi CBS 119687 is the source of this 954-nucleotide messenger RNA. RefSeq lists its product as uncharacterized. The record is from RefSeq and is a predicted model, not a curated record. Bases 365 to 859 code for a protein of 164 amino acids. The transcript has 3 exons. NCBI's taxonomy places the organism in Eukaryota, Fungi, Ascomycota, Dothideomycetes, Pleosporales, Dothidotthiaceae.
GUAGCGCACGAUCGCUUCGUUCCUGCAUUAGCCCAUACAUCCGUCAGUCCACUUGCAGAACUCCAACGCACGCCGCCCCUGUCACCCUGUUCCGUUUCCCCCUUUCAGUGGCCACUUAUUUCGGCCCGGGCUGCAUGCUCGUAAUCUCCCUUCUGUACAUAAGACCGCAGUAUGCUCUCUAUGUAGUUUUUCUUCCUUACUUCACAGCCAACUCUUCGAGCUUAAGUCCUUUGACCUUCGGUCGUCCAUUCGUUGUUUCCAACUAAUACUAUCCUUAAUUAAUACCCAACGCUCCAAACUCUCUCACCACCACCACCACCACUUUCAACCACUCCAAACCAAAACCAACCUCCAAUCAGCCAAAAUGCGUUACACCAUUGCCGCCGUUGCUGCUUUUGCCAGCCUUGCCACCGCCGCUCCCGGCUACGGCUACGAGGCCCCUGCUGCCUCUACCCAGGUUGAGGAGUACCCUACCUACCCUGCUACCUCCAAGACCUCUGAGGCUCCCGCCUACGCUGCGUCUUCCGUGGCUCCCGCGUACCCAGUGUACCCCGUCUCAUCUGAGACUCCUGCAUACCCCGCGUCUUCGUCCACUUGCACCGAGGAGCUCACCGUCUCCACCAAGACCCCCGAGGCGUCUACCAAGAUUCCUGGUUACCCUGCCUCCUCGAUGGCCCCCGGGUACCCUGCCUACCCUGCCUCGUCCAAGACCCCUGAGGUCCCGGUUGCGUCUUCCAUCCCCGGUGGCUGCAACCCUGCUCACCCAGGCUCGUGCCCAUCGUCCGCAACCGUUCCUGGUUACCCUGCGUCUUCCGGCUAUGACUUUACACGAUGGGAUGCAUUUGCAUUCUUGGAGUAGACGUGUUGGUGUCAGGAUCGGUAAUUGUAAUUGGUCGAAGUCGUUUGUAGGAAAUUGAAAACUUAAAAACUACGUUUGUCCAUAGUUGUGAUUUG